GGUUUAGAUGCUUUCUCAUCCAAAGGCUUUUCGCCCACACAUUUUCGGAUUUUCUGCUGUUUUCCCUCAGUUUUCUGCCAUCAGUUUAAGAAUACACCAGAAAAUACUGCACUGCACGACUAAGCUAAUACUGUUAUAGCUUUGGUGCAUUUGUGAAGGGAUACGAAGGCAGGAAUACGAUACGGUGGGCUUUUUUUGCCGUCGGUCGCUGCACCCCUCCCCCUCGUCUCCUGUCAUCAUCACCUGACUAGUGGUCAUCCGGACAGUGUGCAGGUGUUGGUCAGUUCGUGGACCAUUGACGGACUUUUCCUUCAGAUCGCCGCUCCACUAACGGGCAAGAUGAGUUUAUACUUGUACGGCGGUUACUCUGGGACGGUUUUCUUCAUCCUCAUACUUGUGGGUGUGUACUACGCGCUGUCAGGACAGGGGUACAGGUUUGACUUUGGCUGGUUCCUGACGGAGACGUCCCCCUACAUGUGGGCUAACCUGGGUGUGGGCCUGACCAUCUCCCUCUCCGUGGUGGGGGCAGCCUGGGGGAUCCUCACCACAGGGAGCAGCAUCAUUGGUGGAGGAGUGAAGGCCCCCCGCAUCCGUACCAAGAACCUCAUCAGCAUCAUCUUCUGCGAGGCUGUGGCCAUCUACGGCAUCAUCAUGGCCAUCGUCAUGCUGCAGAUCAUCGAGCCGUACGACGCCGAAAUCGCCGGGAGGGAAGUCCGCAAGGCAAACUACAUGGCAGGGUUCUCGUUGUUUGGAGCAGGUCUGACUGUGGGCAUGUGUAACCUGGUGUGUGGCAUCUGUGUGGGGAUCGUGGGCAGUGGGGCUGCUCUAGCUGACGCACAGAACGCCAGUCUGUUUGUCAAGAUCCUGAUUGUGGAGAUCUUUGCCAGUGUGAUUGGCCUGUUUGGUGUGAUCAUCGGGAUCAUCCAGACGUCAAGAGUCAGCAUGGGCAACAAGGCUUAGAUGGGACAGCUUACUUUGUAGCCUGGUGGUAUGGGGGAAAUAAAGACUCCAAAGCUAUAAAGAAAAG
Branchiostoma floridae (Florida lancelet) is the source of this 1027-nucleotide messenger RNA. RefSeq names its product V-type proton ATPase 21 kDa proteolipid subunit-like. Gene Ontology annotation, cellular component: proton-transporting V-type ATPase, V0 domain. Gene Ontology annotation, molecular function: proton-transporting ATPase activity, rotational mechanism. The record is from RefSeq and is a predicted model, not a curated record. The transcript is spliced from 5 exons. The coding region runs from base 340 to 960 and encodes 206 amino acids. Gene Ontology annotation, biological process: proton transmembrane transport. NCBI's taxonomy places the organism in Eukaryota, Metazoa, Chordata, Leptocardii, Amphioxiformes, Branchiostomatidae.